AUGACUAUUGUAACUGUCGUCCGGUGGUCUCAUCUGCGGCAGAUUGACGACACGGAACGCGGUCUUACGGCGACUCGCAUUGCAUAUGUGCAUUUGCACCGCCGGGCUGCACGCCGCGGCCCGUACUUUUGUGAAUCACCGGGCAACGCCCUUGGCUCCAGGACCCAGGAGGACUGGGGAUGGUGGACAAUUCAACAAGAGGAAUGCAAGGAGGGGUCCAUGUUUACCGUCUACGCACACUGUACUCCGCACCUCAACGGACUAUAUCUGAAAUGGAACCAAGUCGUGAGAAGCGCAUGA
Messenger RNA from Grosmannia clavigera kw1407, 300 nucleotides. RefSeq lists its product as uncharacterized. Bases 1 to 300 code for a protein of 99 amino acids. The transcript has a single exon. The record is from RefSeq and is a predicted model, not a curated record. NCBI's taxonomy places the organism in Eukaryota, Fungi, Ascomycota, Sordariomycetes, Ophiostomatales, Ophiostomataceae.